Oncorhynchus mykiss (rainbow trout) is the source of this 5237-nucleotide messenger RNA. Lineage: Eukaryota; Metazoa; Chordata; Actinopteri; Salmoniformes; Salmonidae. The record is from RefSeq and is a predicted model, not a curated record.
CGUGGGGGAAUAGGGGCUGGACUGGGUCUUGGUCUGUCUACGUACACAGCAGACGACCACGGGGAGGCUGGAACCACACAGUCACGUCUCCUGCUGAGGGGUGUAGCCGGAAAAAAAGAGAAAGAGAGAGAGAGAAUAGAAAGACAGAGAGCCACGCACGGCUCAGCUGAGGCAAGCAAACGAUUGGAGUAGAAAUCGUGAGAGACAACCGCUGGAAGCGAACAGUGGAAGGGAGGAAGGAAAGAGAAAACAGACAGGACCCAAAUCUGCCAGCGACCACCACCUCCUCUACAUCUCGAUGGUUAGCUGCGCACCCACAUAGACCGAUGACACCCCCCGCCCUCUUCUAAAAAGACAACUAGGGGGGAUGACCGCCUACCGAGAAGGCAGUUGACUAGCGUCGUAACUAAGCGAUGCACCUUCUUUCCAAGAGCGCAAGCUUGAAGCUAUCUUUUAUCCUAACAUAGGCUAUUUGACGAAUGUCAGUGUUGACAUUAUUUCCUAACCGUGUUGUGGUUAUUGACAACGAGGCUCGGUUUGUUUUCGAGACUCUGUAAAGCAAAGUUAUUUUUCUGCUGGACUUGUUUUUUUUCCAGUGCGUCCUGGAUUUCCAUACUUGCAGAAAAACAGAUGAUUAUUUUUGCGACAAGCUAGGCCUAUUUGUAAAGAAAUAUAGCAGUAGAACGAACGGACUCCUUUGGGUGGGUUUUUAUGUCUUUAUUUUCCGUACAGUCUGUUAUAUAUACAUUAUAUUCCAUCGACAAAGGUUCGACAAGCGCCUACUAAACUUGUCUCUUGAAUAGCCACCCUUCUGUAGCCUAUCAACCGUUUGAAACGGAUGUGUGCACAUCAAGAAGAUACUGAGAAGUGACAGUAGAGGAGACAUCCAACGAGGAGAGCCAACAAGGAUACUUACUAUACGUUCGCGUCCAGUGGAGACAAGGCUUUUAUAAAAGUUGCCAUGGUAUCAUUGGACGAGCCUCUGGACCUGAAGCUUCCACAGGCCAAUGGGAGGGUCAGGUUGGGAAAGAGGGCAUGCUCGGCCUCCAUCUGCGCCCCCCUCAGUGCCACACGACAACGUCUGCUACGUAACCUACCAAUGACCUACCCCUCACCACCUCCCUCUCCAGGUACCCCCCUGUACCACCAGGAGAGGGUAGGUUCCUGCACCCCCCCUGCCAUGGACCUGAGUCUCUCCCCAUCCUUCCGACACGCACCCUCCCCCUCUCCCUCCUCCUCCUCCCGCCAUGCACCCUCCCCCUCUGCCUCCCCCUCCUCACCCCUGGACUACCCACCCAGCUGCAGCCCAGCCACACCCAUCUACUCCAGGGAAGCAGCUCUCCCUCGUUACCUGGAAGGCGGUGCUUCUCCGCAGGGCUUCCAGAUCUUCCUGCCAAUCGGGACCACAGGGGCCGGGUUCAACCUGCCCUCCUCCAUGUUCAUUGGUCAGCCCGGGGAGAAGCGGGCGUCACCCGAUCCCUCAUCGGACGAGCAGCUGGCCUGCCAUUGGAUGAAGUGCCACCUGCUGUUUGACUCGUUACAGGACCUGGUGGACCACAUCAAUGACUACCAUGUCAAACCUGAAAAGGAUUCUGGGUACUGCUGCCACUGGGAGGGCUGUGCCCGCAACGGGAGGGGAUUCAACGCCAGGUACAAGAUGUUGAUCCACAUCAGGACUCACACCAAUGAGAAGCCUCACCACUGUCCCACCUGCAACAAGAGCUUUUCUCGCCUGGAGAACCUCAAGAUACACACACGCUCACACACAGGAGAGAAGCCGUACAUCUGUCCGUACGAGGGCUGCAGCAAGCGCUACUCCAACUCCAGCGACCGCUUCAAGCACACGCGCACCCACUACGUGGACAAGCCCUACUACUGCAAGAUGGCUGGCUGCCUUAAACGCUACACCGACCCCAGCUCCCUCCGCAAACACAUCAAGGCCCACGGACACUUCGUCGCGACCCAGGAACAGGCCUCCUCAGCCGGGCUUGGGGUGUUCCUCAAAGGGGGUGGUCUCCACGGAGGUAACAGUGGAGGGGUCUCAGAGAUGGGCUAUGUCGGCGGGGCCCAUAUUAUCAUCCCAGGAGGGGCCGCCAUGGCUUCUCUCCUAGGGGGCCACCAUCUAGGGGCCUCGCUGCCUCUCUCGGCCAUGUGUGGCCCUCUGGAUCUCAGCAGACUAGGUCACCCUGGAGCCUCCUUGUUCUCACUAGGUAGUGGAGGUGGGGGAUUGGGUUGGUGUGAUUCCUCCCUGCUCCCGUUUGGACUCUCGACUGCAUCCGUGUUUGGGUUGGCUUCCAUGGGUCUGGGGCGGCUAGGGAGAGGGGAGAGCAGGAGGGAGGGGGAGGAGGAGGACGGAUGUGAAGAGGAGAGGGAGGAUGAGGUAUUGAAUUUGUCUGCGGGAGGGUACGGAGGGACAGGGGCGGGGCGGGACCUCCCCUCCUGGGUGGUGAUUCAAUCCCCUGGGGCACUGGUGCUCAAACCAGCUGUUGUCAGCUAGGGCCAGGGUGUGUGUGUGCUCAGCUUGGGACACGUGCUCACACACCUGUUGCUACGAUCAAGGGACAGGGUGUGUGUGUAAGUUUGUGUGUGUGUGUUUGUGCCUAAACAAUGCCUCGGAGCUGAAAGUUGGUGUGUGUGGAGGGGGAGGGUUAGGUGCUUUAUAAAAGCUGUGUGGGGGUCAUUCUCCUUUUCAGACAUGAAAAAACUAAUUUCAACACAAAACAGUAACAGCUGGCUGAAGAAAACAACAAGAAAACUAUGGAAAUGUACCUCAAACAUUCCCUAUGGACUUUUCCCAAUGGACUUUUCCCAAUGGACAUCCCUAAUUGACAUUCCCAAAUGAUUUGUGUGGCAACACAGUUGGAUUUAUGUAAUCGCCAUUAUGAUGUAAAGAAGAAGCAGCAGUUAUUGAGAGAAUUGAGGUAAUAUGCUCCUGUGUGUUUUGUUAGUCAUCAUUUGUAUGCAGCACAGACCCUAUGGACUAUAACCGAUAACAGCUACUGUUAGUCUGGAUAGUCACUAUAACAGUGGGUUUUAUAUCAGUGUCUUUAACUAUUAUGGCCACCAGGGGGAGGUAGAGAGUCAGGUAAAUUUUGUCUAAUCUUUCUAGCCUCACAUCAGAACUGAAUUGUUCUGUGUGGACGUUGUCUGUAGCCACAGAUCUUGGGUCAGCGUACCAUCCUUAACCAUUAGAAGAUGCGAAACUGACCUUAGAUCAGUGUCUAGGGCCAACUUUAUUCUCCUUCCUCCCGCCCUACUCAGUCUCUAGACUCACAACAACAAACAGCCUUUAAAAUCCCCUGUAGGGAAUAGGCUCCCAAGGUUACAAGGUAGCCAGUGGAAAUCUGUGGUACACACACUACAGAGCAAACACAGUCUUGUUGAAGCAUGUCGUAUGUCAAACUACAUUCUACAUGCGUCUAUGGGGUGGAUUCUAACUUCCACUUUAGUCAAACAUUGAUGACAAUGGGAGACUAAGUUCAAAUGUAACUGGAAGUUUAGGAUUUGCCUUUGUUAUAUAUAUAUUUUUUUUACACAGGCAGGGCUAGGGGUAGCCUUCACUCAUGUUACCCGGUUACCCUGGGGUCCUCUGAGCUAAGAAUGUGGUAUUUAGUUCCAUUGUCAUGUGACUGCCACCUGCAUAGUUGUAAGGUUGGUUGCCAGGACGACAGAGGUGUGGUUUGGCUAAAAAAGGCUAUGAUGUUUCGCUGACAAUGAACCGCACCUUCCUCUCCCCUCAACCAACCUACUUGACCUGCAGUGGCUUCACACACCUAGGCUGCAUCUGAAAUGACACCCUAUCCCUGUAUAGUAUUCCCUAAAAGGUAGUGCACUGUAAAGGGAAUAGUGUGCCAUUUCAGUCGCAUACCUCAUGCUUUAUGACUGACGAUCAAAUUCAAUAACUUUGAAUGAAUUAAGCUUAAAAUAACCUAUAUCUUGUAUGUUUUUACCCUACAAAUGGAUCAAAUCUGGUGUGGUCCCAACAGCAAACAGCCUUUAAAAUCUCCUGUAGGGAAUAGGCUCCUGAAGUUACAAGGUAAUAAGUGGAAAAAGUUUGUAUAGGUAUGACAUCUCUGUGUCUUUUCAUCACUUCUGCAAACAAGUCAAACACGUUUUAUUUGUCUUUCUGGUUAAGACGAGACGUUUCUGUUGAAUGUUGAAGUUGUUCCUCUCUCUAUCUUAUUUUGUCACUUGGUGACAAUGGGCGCGUCCCAAAUGGCACCCUAUUCCCUAUGUAGUGCGCUACUUUUGACCAGAGCCCUGGUAUAAAAUAAAAAAAAGUAGUGCACUACAUAGGGAACAGGUUGUCAUUUGGGGCGCACACAAAGACAAGGAUCCUAUGUCAGGAUCUACAAACCCAACGAUGACGCAUUAACCCUUUGUGCGACAGACAUUUCUCAAUAAAGCCGACAAACCUCAGAAAAGUAUUAUUUGCUAAUAGCUCAUCCAACUCAAAGGUAGGGAUUGGUAUUUGAUCUGCACAACUCACCUGGCAUCCAGUAUUAUUGGCCAAGUUAGGGAUUUCUAUUUGAUCCAGGUUUUAUUGAUUAGAUAAGUAGACCCAAUCUAAACAGAAGUGUGUGCAUAACUGUGUAGUACUUAUAAUAGCUUCAUUAUUUGUAUUUAUGCACAGACAAAUCACUCAAAAUAAUACUUAGUCGUUGUUGUAAGUACAAUGUAACAACGUGCAACUCGACCAUGCCAGUAGAAUUUAAAUGUAGUUACAAACCAGGAACUGUAAGAUUGAUUGGGAAAAACCCGAGACUUCAGGUUCCCAUAUUGAGGUAACACAGAAACUACAAAUAGGACAGAGGUGAAUGUACAUAUGAAGUCUACAUAUGCACAAAGGGUUAACAUGACACUAUGGCCUCCCUGUUGCAGGCCAGCAUCUGAUAUAAUUUCUUAUCCUCGUUUGCACAUUAAGAUUUGCAAUUAUUAUGAUGUAUUUUUUUAUGUUUCCAAGUGCCUGGUAUGUAUCAUAAGUGAAAUAUACUGAAAAUACACACAGCACAUUCAAUGAAGUACAGGUACAUGUAAUGCAAAUGUAUAAAUGUAGGUAUUUGUUCCAAAGGGUCAACGCUUUACAUGACUGACUGUUUAGAGUUGACAAAAGGUGUGAUUGGUGACAUCAUAGCAUUGUGUGCUUUCAGUUUUUUUUACGAGGACUGUUAAACGGAAUGUGUCGUUAAUGACGAAGACGUGACGUUAAUAAACAAAGACAAACAAAUGAAGUGGCA